GGAUAUUUUUCUUGAACUCUGCAUCACUCUUCCCAAGUCAGCGACGAGGGCCAACAAUUGCAGAUAAGGAAGCCGCCCAAACUAAUCUGCCACGUGUCAAACAAGAAAAAAUUUCCCUGAAUUUCUGGGACCAAUUUAAGCCCCUUCCUGACGACUCUCUGCUGAGUGACUCGUAAGCGGAACAGCGAGGGAAGACGAGAGCUGCAGUACCAUACUCUUCCACCUAACCGCUGAGAGAGAGAGAGCGGAGAGAAAGAAUGGCUACAGCUUCACUGUAUUCAUCAACGCUGCAGUCCCAGAUCAAUGGGUUUAGACGUGGUCUUAAGCUUCAGAAGCCAUCUUCCUCUCAUCUCAAUUCACUCACCUUUACAGGGAGAAGCUUCCGAACUGUAGUUAAGGCAUCGGCUCGGGUUGAUAAGUUCUCAAAAGGCGAUAUCAUUGUUUCUCCAUCUAUUCUCUCUGCCAAUUUUGCAAGGUUGGGAGAGCAGGUAAAAGCAGUAGAGUUGGCAGGCUGUGAUUGGAUUCAUGUUGAUGUAAUGGAUGGUCGUUUCGUUCCUAAUAUUACAAUUGGACCUCUUGUGGUGGGUGCCUUGCGACCGGUGACAGAUCUUCCUUUGGAUGUACACUUGAUGGUUGUGGAACCUGAGCAGCGAGUCCCAGAUUUUAUAAAGGCUGGAGCUGACAUAGUUAGUGUUCACUGUGAGCAAUCUUCCACUAUCCAUUUGCAUCGUACAAUUAAUCAAAUAAAAGGUUUGGGAGCUAAAGCUGGAGUUGUUUUAAAUCCUGCUACCCCGCUCAGUGCAAUAGAGUAUGUCCUCGAUGUGGUUGAUCUGGUCUUGAUUAUGUCAGUAAACCCUGGAUUUGGUGGGCAGAGUUUUAUUGAGAGCCAAGUAAAGAAAAUCUCAGAUUUGAGAAGAAUGUGUGCAGAAAAGGGAGUAAACCCAUGGAUUGAAGUGGAUGGUGGAGUUGGUCCAGUAAAUGCUUACAAGGUUAUUGAGGCUGGGGCCAAUGCUUUGGUAGCUGGGUCUGCUGUCUUCGGUGCAAAAGAUUAUGCUGAAGGCAUGAAACCACUGAACCUUCAAAGUUUGACAGGGAAUAUAUUUUCACACAUUUAAAAUAUAUUCUAACUCCAUUUUUAUGUGAAUAAAUGAUGGUCUUGCAGCCAUAAAGGGAAUCAAAGCCAGCAAAAGGCCAGUCGCUGUUGCAGUGUGAACUCGAAAUGAUCUGAUUCAAGUCACUUGCAUCAUUUGCAUUCUUCAUGGAUGUGUAUGUUUUCUUUUCACUUAAUAAAUUUUCCUAUAAUUUUUAAAAUGCAAUUUUCAUAAUGUUUUUGGAUAUAGAAACAAAAUCAGUCAGAUGAACUUUGGAGUGAUCACCAAAAUUAUGAUAGUAAAGAAGAUGUAAAUUUAAUCUUUUCCUCCAGAUCUUGUGAUUGGUCUGCUUCAGUGUAAUUAUGAAAUACAUAAAUAAAAAAAUGUGAAUUUAAUCACUUCUCCCAAAUCUUGUAACUGACCUGCUUCAGAGUGAUUAUGAGAUACAGAUGAAAUAAUUGUCUUUGAUUCUUUUUGCUGAAAGUUUGGUGUGGACAUCAGUGCAUUGCAGGUUCUAUCUGAAAGAAAUACCAUGACAUGGCACAAAUGUUUGAUUAAAAAAACAAGGGGGUGUUAGGACCUUAAUGGCAAAAGGUUUCAGCAGGAUUACACAUGCCAUUUAGAAUGACUCAAUUUUGUUCAAGGUCUUUGAAAUUAAUUGUUCCGUGCUAUGAAUAAAAGUGGAAAGAAGCUGGAAGUUAGGACACAAUGAACUUUUGGUAAUUUUGGAAGCACAAUAGGAUUGCUGCGGCUGAGGAAGCAUCACACAUGAUUAUCUUACUGUUAAUAACUUUUCUUUGUUUAUUUUGAAUAGUCAAUUUCACUUGCAUCAGUGUUAUACAUUUGUGUCAUGCUAUUGCAUUGCAGACAGGGUUUUCCACAAGUUUUUGGAAAUCAUUUGAAAUAAUGUACUUCAUUAUUGUGAGCUAAAGCAUGCACUUGAUACUGCCCCAGCAUGUUUUUACUUAAUAACCUAAGAUGAUUCUCUUUGUAUUGCAGAUAUCAGCCACAAAUAGAAACAAGAGAUUCUUGUUGGCUUCAUGUUGUUGGAUGUAUUGUUUUGUUGUGUUCAAUGUCUCUGGCCUUGUAAAGAAAAAUAACAGGAAAAACAGAGUGCUGGAGUUUGCAGAAUUUGGGCAUAACUUUGCAGGGAAUGAAGUAAUUCAAACUUUGCAGGCUCGGAAUGUAGUUGUAAUAAAUCACAUGUUCAUUAAAAUUCAAUUGAUAUAGUUCUUU
Messenger RNA from Malania oleifera, 2327 nucleotides. RefSeq names its product ribulose-phosphate 3-epimerase, chloroplastic. Lineage: Eukaryota; Viridiplantae; Streptophyta; Magnoliopsida; Santalales; Ximeniaceae. The transcript is spliced from 8 exons. The record is from RefSeq and is a predicted model, not a curated record. Gene Ontology annotation, cellular component: cytosol. Gene Ontology annotation, molecular function: D-ribulose-phosphate 3-epimerase activity; metal ion binding. Gene Ontology annotation, biological process: carbohydrate metabolic process; pentose-phosphate shunt; pentose-phosphate shunt, non-oxidative branch. Bases 258 to 1115 code for a protein of 285 amino acids.